Messenger RNA from Phalaenopsis equestris, 987 nucleotides. RefSeq names its product monocopper oxidase-like protein SKU5. The coding region runs from base 1 to 987 and encodes 328 amino acids. The transcript has 4 exons. Lineage: Eukaryota; Viridiplantae; Streptophyta; Magnoliopsida; Asparagales; Orchidaceae. The record is from RefSeq and is a predicted model, not a curated record. Gene Ontology annotation, molecular function: oxidoreductase activity; copper ion binding.
AUGGAAAAAAGGGCAGUUAAAGAGGAGAUCCAAGCACUUGAUCUAAAUGACACAUGGACAUUUACAAAGCUUCUUCCAGAUAAAAGUUUUGUUGGGAGCAAAUGUGCGUUCAAUGUUGAGUACAAAGUAGAUUGGGGCAUUGAGAGGUUCAAGGCUCGGUUGGUGGCCAAAGGGAAAAUAUACAGGAUAAGGGUGCAUAAUGUAGGCAUAUCAACUAGCUUAAAUUUCCGAAUCCAGAAUCAUAACCUGCUCCUUGUGGAGACAGAAGGGUCUUACACUGUGCAACAAAAUUAUACAAACAUGGACAUACAUGUUGGUCAGUCAUAUUCAUUCUUGGUUACCAUGGAUCAAAAUGCAAGCAGUGACUACUAUAUUGUGUCAAGUGCUCGGUUUAUUAAUGAAAUGUUCAGGGAUCAAGUAACUGGAGUCGCCAUAUUGCACUACUCUAAUUCUCAAGGUCCUGCUUCUGGUCCACUUCCUGAUGGUCCCAACAAAGAUGAUACAUACUUCUCAAUGAAUCAAGCCAGAUCAAUCAGAUGGAACGUCUCUGCUGGUGCUGCUCGGCCAAAUCCACAGGGCUCAUUUCGCUAUGGUCAAAUUACCGUAACUGAUGUGUAUGUAUUGCUUAAUGUACCCGCAGAACGUAUAAAUGGGCAAUUACGAACUACUCUUAAUGGUAUUUCUUACCUUGAUCCUGCGACACCUUUGAAGCUUGCACAGCAGUUCAAUGUUCCAGGAGUUUAUAAGCUAGACUUUCCGAAUCGAAAUAUGAACAGACCUGCAAAACUUGACACAUCUACUAUUAAUGGUACUUAUAAAGGUUUUAUGGAAAUUAUAUUUCAGAACAAUGCUUCGACUGUUCAAAGCUACCAUCUGGACGGCUAUGCAUUCUUUGUUGUGGGGAUGGAUUUCGGAAUCUGGACAGAAAAUAGCAGGGGCACUUAUAACAAAUGGGAUGGAGUUGCUCGCUGCACUACACAGGUAUAA